Molecule: messenger RNA, 1401 nt
Organism: Metarhizium album ARSEF 1941
Lineage: Eukaryota; Fungi; Ascomycota; Sordariomycetes; Hypocreales; Clavicipitaceae
Product: Phosphatidylinositol-specific phospholipase C, X domain containing protein
Exons: 1
Coding region: 1-1401 (466 amino acids)
Biological process (GO): lipid metabolic process
Molecular function (GO): phosphoric diester hydrolase activity
Source: RefSeq, a predicted model, not a curated record
AUGGCCAGCUUCACCAUUCGCAACCUAACGAUUCAUCCAAUUGACCUCGUUCACGUCCAACGGUUCGAGUGCGACAAAGUCAAGCAGGGAAAUGUUCUUAAAAACAUGACGAGCGCCAUUUCUGGCUUUCUCAAUGCUACCGAGACCAUUUCUCAUGAGAUACACCCGAGAGGGAAUUCCAUCAAAGACGACGAUGUUUCCAUCCGUGUCGAACCCUUUCAAAUUGCUGGGACGGAUGUCCGGGCUGCUGACCCAGGAAGGGAAGUGGUUCGUUUGACUUUCAAAACGGAACAGCAUUGCUAUGAGACCGAUGUUCCCAGCCCCAGCGCGAGAUCGGCUCUUAUGAAGAAGCUGGACGGCGGGCCUCAUGAUUUGACUGUCGUAUAUGUUCCGAAUGGCGCCCUGAUUGCAAUCUUCUCGUCCGCCAAACUCCAUGCCUGGAUGCACGAGCUUCAGGACGAGUGGCCGCUCACCGUCCUUUCCAUUCCCGGCACUCAUAACUCGCCUACUUGCUACACAGCGCUUCCCUCGGUCCGCUGCCAAGCUGUUGGCGUUCCAGAACAGCUCCAGAAUGGUGUCCGAUUCCUCGACGUUCGAGUGUCGGCUAAUACAGACGACGACGUCCUCACCCUAGUCCACAGCGCUUUUCCGAUUUCCCUCAGCGGAAACAAAUACUUUUUCGAUAUGCUUGAGGAUAUCUACAGCUUCCUAGAGCAAAAUCCUAGCGAGGCCAUCAUCAUGAGUGUGAAGCGAGAGGGCACCGGAAAAGGCACUGAUGCUCAGAUGGGCAAGUACCUCAAAAGUGGCUAUGUCGACAAGCGGGCUGACCGCUGGUGGACCGAUUCGAGGGCUCCAAACCUUGGCGAGGCCCGUGGCAAGAUUGUCCUUGUUCGCCGCUUUGGUCUGGAUGAUGACAUGAGAAACGAGGGCUUUGGUAUUGACGCCCAGGAGUGGCCCGACAACUGCGAGGAUGGCGUUGGAGGACGCGCUGGCUUUCGCAUUCAAGAUUUCUAUGAAGUCACUGAGAGCCAAAACAUUGAAAAAAAGAUUGAGUAUAGUCGCGGUCACCUUGAACGAGCUGCAGAGCAGGCCUUCGCACUUGCCGGAAUGUCCGACUACAAUGCCGAAGCUCGCCCUCCACCCUUCUUCAUCAACUUCCUUAGUGCGAGCAACUUCUUCAACGCAUCAUGCUGGCCUGAGAGAAUCGCCGCCAAGGUAAAUCCAGCUGUGAUUGAGUAUCUUUGCGGGAAGCAUGGCCAAGAAGGUCAGGGCCCGAAGCAGCUCAGAGUUGGCACUGCCGGAACCGGCGUCGUGAUUACUGACUGGGUAGGUGCCAAUGGUAAUUGGGACCUCAUCCGCUGCAUCGUCGGCAUGAACGCUCGCCUUCAGCUUCCAAAGUAG